Messenger RNA from Neopelma chrysocephalum (saffron-crested tyrant-manakin), 3441 nucleotides. RefSeq names its product anoctamin 2 (gene ANO2). Gene Ontology annotation, biological process: chloride transmembrane transport. Lineage: Eukaryota; Metazoa; Chordata; Aves; Passeriformes; Pipridae. Bases 87 to 2441 code for a protein of 784 amino acids. The transcript has 22 exons. Gene Ontology annotation, cellular component: plasma membrane. Gene Ontology annotation, molecular function: chloride channel activity; protein dimerization activity. The record is from RefSeq and is a predicted model, not a curated record.
GCAACCCAUAUGUGUUCAGGUGCUUGGUACUAUAUGGGAACAUGUCUUCAGAGAAAACACUUAUUUAAUUACAGAUUUAAACACCUAUGUAUGAAAUCACAGAAGAAGGAGGAAUACUCAAGACAUUAAAUGAAGUAUGGUGCAAAUUGACUGAACCUCUGCAACCUCAGGUGCCACAACAAGAAAAUACUAAGAUGAAAAACCUGUCCUACCCAUUUUCCAGGGAGAAAAUAUAUUUGUAUAACAUCAAAGACAAAGACACCUUUUUUGACAACGCCACCCGCAGCCGAAUAGUGAGGGAAAUUUUGAAGCGCACGUCUACAAAGGCCAGGAACAGCAUGGGUAUUAGCACAUUAAUAGCAAACAAUGUUUAUGAUGCAGCAUACCCACUUCAUGAUGGUCAUUAUGAAGGCCAGAAUGAUGACAUGAAUGAAAGAAAGUUGCUGUAUCGAGAAUGGGCGAGAUAUGGAGUAUUUUACAAGUUUCAACCUAUUCAUCUUAUAAGGAAGUAUUUUGGAGAAAAGAUAGGACUUUAUUUUGCCUGGCUGGGUUUGUACACAGAAUUCCUCAUUCCAUCUUCAGUAGUUGGGAUUAUUGUAUUUCUAUAUGGAUGCAUAACAAUUGAAAGUGACAUUCCUAGUAAAGAGAUGUGUGACCAACGCAAUGCCUUCACCAUGUGCCCCCUGUGUGACACGUUCUGUGAUUACUGGAACCUCAGCUCUGCUUGUGCUACUGCUCGAGCCAGUCACUUGUUUGACAACCCUGCCACAGUGUUCUUCUCCAUCUUCAUGGCUCUCUGGGCUACUAUGUUCCUUGAACAAUGGAAGCGGUUGCAGAUGAGGUUGAGCUACUUCUGGGAUCUAACUGGACUAGAGGAGGAAGAAGAGCAUCCCAGACCAGAGUAUGAAACCAAACUGCUGCAGAAAAAGCUGAAAAAUAAAACCGCCACAACAGAAAAUCCAAACGAGGAUGAAAAGGAGAAGCUGACGUGCAGUGACCGUCUGCCUGGAUACGCGGCCAACUUCGGACUGAUUUUAUUUAUGAUUAUGCUGACGUUUUCAGCAGUUUUUGGUGUCAUUGUGUACCGAAUUACCACAGCAGCAGCUCUGUCAUUCAGCACAAAUGAGACAACCAGGUCAAAUGUUCGAGUGACUGUGACUGCCACUGCUGUCAUCAUUAACCUCGUGGUGAUACUUAUCCUUGAUGAAAUUUAUGGAGCUGUUGCCAGAUGGCUGACAGAAAUUGAAAUACCAAAAACAGAGAAAACCUUUGAGGAGAGACUGAUUUUGAAGGCAUUCCUACUGAAGUUUGUGAAUUCUUAUGCACCAAUUUUUUAUGUUGCCUUUUUUAAAGGAAGGUUUGUUGGCCGUCCUGGUCGUUACGUGUAUGUGUUCGAAGGGUAUCGAAUGGAAGAGUGUGCUCCAGGAGGCUGUUUGAUGGAACUCUGCAUUCAGCUGAGCAUCAUCAUGCUUGGAAAACAACUCAUUCAAAAUAAUCUGUUUGAAAUUGGAAUCCCGAAGCUAAAGAAGCUCUUCAGGAAGCUGAAGGAUGAAAGAACUGAGCCAAAGGAAGUGGACACCAACCAGUCAAAGGACCCUCAGCAAUGGGACCUCGACUAUAUCUUGGAACCUUUCACCGGACUGACUCCGGAAUACAUGGAAAUGAUUAUCCAGUUUGGCUUUGUCACGCUCUUUGUUGCCUCCUUCCCUCUGGCACCUCUCUUUGCUCUCCUGAACAACGUCAUAGAAGUCCGUCUCGAUGCAAAGAAGUUUGUUACUGAGCUGAGGAGGCCAGACACAGUAAGAGCAAAAGAUAUAGGAAUUUGGUAUGACAUUUUGAGUGGUAUUGGAAAGCUUUCAGUUAUCAUUAAUGCUUUUGUAAUUGCUGUCACAUCCGAUUUCAUUCCACGCCUUAUGUACCAAUAUGCAUACAGUCAGAGUGGAACCAUGCAUGGCUUCAUCAAUCACACGCUCUCCUACUUCAAUGUCAGUCACCUCAAGGCUGGGACACAGCCAGCAAACUCCCUGUUUGCACAGGAUGUUUUAUUCUGCAGGUUCAAAGACUACAGAGAACCACCUUGGUCCCCAAACCAGUAUGAGUUUUCUAAGCAGUACUGGGCAGUCUUAUCUGCUCGCUUGGCUUUUGUUAUUCUAUUUCAGAACCUGGUGAUGUUCCUCAGUGUUCUGGUUGACUGGAUGAUCCCUGACAUCCCCAAGGACAUCAGCCAACAGAUCAAGAAGGAGAAGAGCGUGCUUGUUGACUUCUUCCUGAAGGAGGAGCAUGAGAAACUGAAGCUGAUAGAAAGCUUUAUGGCACGAGACAAGCGGAAACGCAAAAGUGGGAGCAAGAGCAGAAGGAGCAGGGCUGCCAGCUUCUCCCAGUCUACCCGGAGUCCCAAAGGCAGCUUCACCUCCUUUAGCUCACAGCACACGGUGGUGUGACUUCCUAGGGAAGGGGAACAUGCUGUGCUUACCUCUGCAACACCUGCUUACUGUGUGAAGUGAUUCUGAAUCCAGAGCGAGGGAGGGAGAGACAGUCAAGCAAGGGACAUGGAGCAAAAAGGAGGCUUCAUUUGCUUCCUUACAAACUCCAUAUGCAAGGAACUCUGUUAUAUUUUAUAUGCUAUCUGGGCUGCAGCAUUUCCAGACUUUAUCAGUGCAAGAUAAGGGCUAUAUUGUGGCUGUAGCUGGUUUUUGUGGUGAUGUGACUUGGGUAGACAUGCGGGAAUUCUCCUAACUUGUGCAGUCUCUGCAGUAGGACUGCAACCAUCCCUCUUCCUGCAGACACCCUGUGGGGAUGGGAACACUCCUGCUCUCAUAUCUACCUUUGGGCAGGUCUGACUGACCAUGGAGAAGUGCACACAGCUCAUGGUCUCAUUGCUUCUAGCUGCCAGUGGGUGGUUGACAAACAUUUGGGGCCUCAAGGAGUCAUUGUGCCUUCCUGACAUACACAAGGUGCUACCCUUGCAGGGCAGGCAGGGCUGUUGGUAGGGGCACAGAGAUGUGGAAACACGAGGAAUUAAAAUCCCUGUGCACUUGCAUCCACAGAUAUAUUGUUUUUUGCUUAGCAGGAGCUUGAAUGCAUGUGCUGAUGAGCAGGGAGGCCAUAACGUGCAUCAGAAGCUGCUACAACCAGGGAAGCUCCUUGUUGUUCAUUGUCCUGAACACAAAAAAAAACCCCAAACAAACCCCUGCAUGUUUGAUUCUCCUCUCACUUAGACUGGGAAUUCAGCCAGUAUCAGAGGAAUCAUGCCACUGAACCAUCAGGGUGAAGCUGAGGAGUGAGACUGGAAUUAAGCCCUGUAAAUCAUGUGGCAUUUUCAUGUACAUCGCGCGUAAAGUAACAAAAAUUGCUGCUGUUGUGAUUUACUGUAAAGUAAAAUGUUUUGCAGAAUUGCAUUUCAUUGGAAGAUACACAUAUUCACUAACCAAGCUUUCAGCU